Molecule: messenger RNA, 663 nt
Organism: Ophidiomyces ophidiicola
Lineage: Eukaryota; Fungi; Ascomycota; Eurotiomycetes; Onygenales; Onygenaceae
Gene: HAP3
Product: transcriptional activator hap3
Exons: 4
Coding region: 1-663 (220 amino acids)
Biological process (GO): regulation of transcription by RNA polymerase II
Cellular component (GO): CCAAT-binding factor complex; nucleus
Molecular function (GO): protein heterodimerization activity; DNA-binding transcription activator activity, RNA polymerase II-specific; RNA polymerase II cis-regulatory region sequence-specific DNA binding
Source: RefSeq, a predicted model, not a curated record
AUGUCGUCGGCCUCUCCUUCGAAUCCCAAGGAACCUGAGGUGGAACCAGGAACACAGUCAGGCGACGACCCGGAGCACAUGGAAAGAGAACAUCAGGACGCGCAGCCACAAACCCAGGGUGAAUUCGAGGUGAAAGAGCAGGAUCGAUGGCUGCCGAUUGCAAAUGUUGCCCGUAUUAUGAAAACUGCACUCCCAGAGAAUGCCAAGAUUGCAAAAGAGGCAAAGGAGUGCAUGCAGGAGUGUGUGAGCGAGUUCAUAUCUUUCAUCACCAGCGAAGCCUCGGAGAAAUGUCAGGGAGAAAAGCGCAAGACCGUCAAUGGCGAGGAUAUCCUCUUUGCCAUGACGUCCCUUGGCUUCGAGAACUACGCAGAAGCCCUGAAAAUCUACUUGUCCAAAUAUCGCGAAACCCAAUCCUCAAGGGCGGAGAACCAAAACCGGCCCUCGAGCAGCGAAUAUCCUCAGGGUGGACCCGUCGGUGGCGCUGGCCCCGCAGGCACCGGUGCCCUUGGUGGGCCAACCGCGUCCGCAUCCGGCUACGCAGUUCCACCAGAGAACAACCUUCUGAAUGCGAAUCUGGAUCCGAGCGAUCAAGAAAACGCGACAUACGCAUAUCCGUCGAUGGUAGGCGCGACGCACAAUGGUGCCGGUGGCGAGACCUACUAG